CAGCCGAGCGCCGAGAUGAGCCUGGCGGAGGGUCGCGCCCCGCGCAGAACGGCCGGGAACCGGCUGUCGGGGCUGCUGCAGGCCGAGGAGGAGGACGAGUUCUACCAGACCACCUACGGCGGCUUCAACGAGGAAUCCGGGGAUGACGAGUACCGGGGGGAACACUCGGACACGGAGGACGAGGUGGACUCGGACUUCGACAUCGACGAGGGGGACGAGCCGGGCAGUGACCAGGACGAGGCCGAGCCCCGGCGGCGCCGCCGCGUCCUCACCAAGGCCUACCGGGAGCCCCUGAAGAGCCUCCGGCCCAAGAAGCCGGAGGGGCCCCGAGGGGGAUCCCAAAAACCUCGGGAGGUGAAAUCCAUCCCCCUGGAGCUCCAGGAUGACGUGGGAGACAGCAGGAAGCACAUGCGCCAGUCGACCACGGAGCACACGCGGCAAACGUUCCUGAGGCUCCAGGAGCGCCAGGUCCAGUCCAAGAGGAAAAAAGGGGGAACGAGCUACGAGAGGCCCCUGACCCAGGAGGAGCUGCUGGAGGAGGCCAAAAUCACGGAGGAGAUCAACCUGCGCUCCCUGGAGAACUACGAGCGCCUGGAGGCCGACAAGAAGAAGCAGGUGCAGAAGAAGCGUCAGUGCGUGGGGCCCGUGAUCCGGUACCUGUCCCUGGCCAUGCCCGUCAUCCCGGAGCCCCCCCGGCACCUCCUGGACGUCGAGGGGCUGGAGCAGGACCCCCCUCCUCCUCCUCCUCCGCCCUCCUCCGACCCUUCUCCCUACGGGAAGUGCUCCCGGACCUUCAUCUCCUUCAGCGACGACGAGACCUUCGAGCGCUUCUUCCCGAAAUCCAAACCCCCCCGGCUGCCGGUGCGGGAGCUGUGCCCGGUGACCCACCGGCCGGCCCUGUACCGGGACCCCGUCACCGACAUUCCCUACUCCAGCAUCCGAGCCUUCCGCAUCAUCCGCGAGGCCUACAAGAAGUACAUCACGGCCCACGGCCUGCCCGGAGCCUCCCUGGGAAUUCCGGCGCCUCCCGAUCCCGGAGCCGCUCCCGGAGGAGCCGGAGCGGCCACGGCCCGGCCGGGAAGGCAGAAGAUCGUCAUCAAACAGAGCGUUCCCAGCGCCUGAGCCGAGGGAACGGCGGGAGAAUGGUGGGAUAACGGCGGGGAGGGAGCGGGAGAACGGCCGGGAUGGAAACGGGAUAAAACCGGGAAAGCGCCAGGGGAUGGCAGGGAUGGGAGUGGGAUAACAGCCGGGAUAGAAACGGGAUAAAACCAGGAUAAGCACCAGGGG
This is a messenger RNA of Pipra filicauda (Wire-tailed manakin), 1287 nucleotides long. It is a transcript of the gene VPS72, whose product is annotated as vacuolar protein sorting 72 homolog. Bases 16 to 1122 code for a protein of 368 amino acids. The record is from RefSeq and is a predicted model, not a curated record. Gene Ontology annotation, molecular function: ATP-dependent H2AZ histone chaperone activity. Gene Ontology annotation, biological process: chromatin remodeling; regulation of DNA-templated transcription. NCBI's taxonomy places the organism in Eukaryota, Metazoa, Chordata, Aves, Passeriformes, Pipridae. Gene Ontology annotation, cellular component: nucleus. The transcript has 6 exons.